Molecule: messenger RNA, 5543 nt
Organism: Mytilus californianus (California mussel)
Lineage: Eukaryota; Metazoa; Mollusca; Bivalvia; Mytilida; Mytilidae
Product: phospholipid-transporting ATPase ID-like
Exons: 25
Coding region: 348-4028 (1226 amino acids)
Biological process (GO): Golgi organization; phospholipid translocation
Cellular component (GO): plasma membrane
Molecular function (GO): ATP binding; magnesium ion binding; ATPase-coupled intramembrane lipid carrier activity
Source: RefSeq, a predicted model, not a curated record
GCAUAUAGUUAUGACAAAGUUUAAAAUAUUGACCCAGAUUUCACUUCACUGAACAUAGAAAAGUGAAAGUAUGAGAGUAUAAUGACAUCUUACAUGUAUGGACAUUUUUUUUAUUAUUUUGUUUGUUAUUUUAGAAAUAAUUACUCCUGCAGGAAAUAUUAGAAAAAUCUCCACAUGGCUGAGGACACUUGAACUUCAUUUUAACUUGAUGAUUGUCUUACAGUCUUGUUACUGACUUUUGCCAGCCCUAUGUUUACUUGUCAAUGAAUAAGAAAUAACACAGGGAUGUUAAGAUGAUGGCAACAGAUUGAAGGACUCAAGAUUAAACAUCUUGUAGAUUAAAUACCAUGUGGCCUUUUGGUAAAGAGAAACCUCCAGAAUUAGAAAGAAUAAUCAAAGCCAACAGUCCAUCAGAGAAUGCCCAUUUUGAAUAUGCAAACAAUUAUAUCUGUACAUCCAAGUAUACACUCCUUACCUUCCUGCCGAAGAAUCUAUUGGAACAGUUUCGGAGAUUGGCUAACACGUACUUCCUCUGUCUCUUAGUGUUACAGGUUAUUCCAGCUGUAAGUUCACUGCCAUGGUACUCAACCCUGGUUCCUUUGGCUUUUGUCUUAGGAGUAACAGCAAUCAAAGAUGCUGUUGAUGACUUUAGACGACACAGUAGUGAUAACCAGGUCAACAACAGGUUGUCUGAUGUUCUAAGGAAUGGACAGCCUCUGAAUGAAAAAUGGCAUAAAGUCGUUGUGGGGGAUAUUAUCAAGAUGGAAAAUAAUCAGUUCGUUGCAGCUGACCUGUUACUUUUGUCUACCAGUGAACCACAUAGUUUGUGUUACAUAGAAACUGCUGAACUAGAUGGAGAAACAAAUUUGAAAGUAAGACAAGCCAUUCCAGAAACAUCAGAACUAGAAGAUGAUAUACAAAAACUGUCAAACUUUGAUGCUGAUAUAGUGUGUGAAGCUCCUAACAACAACUUGAGUAAGUUUGAAGGAAAGAUGACUUAUAAGAACAAUACAUACUCCAUUGAUAAUGAGAAGAUAUUGUUACGUGGGUGUGUUUUACGUAAUACCAAAUGGUGUUAUGGUUUGGUCAUCUUUGCUGGCAAGGACACCAAGUUGAUGCAGAAUAGUGGUAAAGCCAUAUUCAAAAGGACCAAUAUUGAUAGACUAAUGAAUGUUUUAAUUAUUGGGAUCUUUCUGUUUCUAUUGACCUGUUGUUUGGUAAUGACAGCAGCAUGUGGUAUAUGGGAGACGUUAAAAGGAAAUGACUUUCAGGUCUUUUUACCAUGGGAUAGUUAUAUCCCAGGAUCCCCUGAUAAAGAUGGCAGCAAACAAGAGGGAGCCACUGUCACUGCACUCUUAGUCUUCUUUUCAUACAUCAUUAUUUUGAAUACAGUUGUGCCUAUAUCUUUAUAUGUCAGUGUAGAGAUAAUUAGAUUAGUCAAUAGCAUGUGGAUAAAUUGGGAUGUGAAGAUGUACUAUGACAAGGUCAAGACCGCUGCCAAAGCACGGACAACAACUUUGAAUGAAGAAUUAGGUCAGAUAGAAUAUAUAUUCUCAGAUAAGACUGGGACUUUAACUCAGAAUAUCAUGGAAUUUAAGAAAUGUUCAAUAGCUGGGAAAUCAUAUGGAGAUGCCUUUGAUGAGUUUGGAAAUUCUAUCGUCAUUACUGAGAAUACACCAAAAGUUGACCUAUCCAGCAAUCCCUAUGCAGAGCCCAACUUUGAGUUUUACGAUAGACAGUUGAUAGAGAAAAUGAGAGAAAAAGAUUUUAAAGUGGAACAGUUCUUUACAUUGUUAGCCUUAUGUCAUACUGUGAUGCCUGAAACUAAAGAUGACAAACUUGAAUAUCAAGCUCAGUCUCCAGAUGAAGGUGCACUUGUGUCAGCAGCUAGAAACUUUGGCUAUGUUUUCAAGUCUAGAACACCAACAACUAUAACAGUAGAGAUCCAAGGUGAACAGAGAGUAUAUGAGUUGUUGAGUAUUCUUGACUUCAACAAUGUCAGAAAGAGAAUGUCUGUUAUAGUAAGAAGAGAAGGUAAAAUACAGUUAUUUUGUAAAGGAGCUGAUUCUCUUGUCUUAGAAAGAAUGGAUCCAAAAUGUGCAGACCUAAAGGAAUUGACAUUACACCAUCUAAAUGAGUAUGCAUCAGAAGGACUUAGAACGUUAUGUUUGGCAGUCAAAGAUAUUCCUGAUAAUGUUUAUGCUGAAUGGAAGAAAAAACAUCAUGCUGCAAGCACUGCUAUGGAAGACAGAGAUGACAAGUUACAUGAAGUUUAUGAAGAAAUUGAGAAAAAUUUGGUAUUGAUAGGUGCUACAGCUAUAGAAGAUAAGUUACAGGAUGGGGUACCAGAUGCAAUAGCAAACCUUGCUCUAGCAGGGAUUAAAAUUUGGGUGCUUACAGGUGAUAAACAAGAAACUGCAAUAAACAUUGGUUAUUCAUGUCAGCUGAUCACAGAUGAAAUGGAGGAGAUUUUUAUCGUUGAUGGUGAAACUUAUGAAUCAGUUGAAAAACAAAUGAAAGAUGCACUACAAAAUAUAAAAAAGAUCAAACAUGAAAAUAAAACCCAAAAAGAAGAGGAAGUAGGGGUGGCUUUUGCCAAUGGUGGAGUUUAUUAUAAUGGACGAAAAGCAGACGUCAGUCCUGACCUGCCUCAUACUGACGAAUUUGCUUUGGUUAUAAAUGGACACAGUUUGAUUCAUGCCUUGCAACGAGAUAUGGAAUUACUAUUGUUAGAACUAGGCUGUUCUUGUAAAGCUGUGAUAUGCUGUAGAGUCACACCUUUACAGAAAGCUAUGGUUGUUGAUCUAGUUAAAAGGAACAAAAAAUCUAUAACUUUAGCUAUUGGUGAUGGGGCCAAUGAUGUCAGUAUGAUUAAAACUGCACAUAUAGGAGUUGGAAUAAGUGGUCAGGAAGGAAUGCAGGCUGUUCUGGCCAGUGACUAUUCAAUCUGUCAGUUUAGAUACUUAGAACGCUUGUUGUUAGUGCAUGGACGAUGGAGUUAUUUCAGAAUGUGCAAAUUUCUAAAAUACUUUUUCUACAAAAACUUUGCAUUCACAUUAUGUCAUUUCUGGUAUGCAUUCUUCUGUGGAUUUUCAGCUCAGACAUUAUUUGAUCCAUACUUCAUCACUUUUUACAAUGUAAUGUAUACCUCACUGCCUGUUUUGAUGAUGGGAGUAUUUGAUCAGGAUGUGAAUGAAUACUAUUCCCUUCGUUACCCCAAGUUGUAUGCACCAGGUAUAGAAGACUCAAUGUUCAAUAAGAAAGUAUUUGCUUGGAGUAUUGCUGAGGGGUUUAUAACGUCUUUAGUUUUAUUCUUCAUACCUUAUGGUGCCUUCCAUGAUGGUCUUGGUCGCUCAGGAACAGAUCUAGCAGAUUCUCAAUCAUUUGGAGUUGUUGUAGCCAGUAUUUUAGUUGUAGCUGUCAAUCUUAGGUGUGGAAUGGAUACAUCCUACUGGACAGGAUUUAGUCAUGUUGUGGUCUGGGGAAGCUGUAUCUUUUACUACUGUUUCAUCUUAGCUUUCUAUGCCCCAGUGUUCAACUACGUCUAUCAAGGCGCUGCAUACCAAGUUUUUGGGUCGCCUAAUUUCUGGUUUUGCCUGUUAUUAACAAAUGUUGUAUUACUAAUGCCAGUUGUGGCUUACAGAUAUUAUAUGGUUGAUACAAAGCCAACACUUUCUGAUCGUAUUAGAUUAAAGCAGAGAAUGACUGCGUCAAAGUCCAGAUCUAAAGAUCUCCAUCUAAGGAGAGCAUCAACAAUGAGAAGGAGUACACGUUCUCUGCGGUCUGGUUAUGCAUUUUCACAUUCUCAAGGUUUUGGAGAAUUAAUCACAAGUGGAACUAACAUGAGACAAAGAGCUCCAGAAAAUGUGAAAUUGACGAAUGUAAAAAAACUUGACCAAAAUAAUGAUCAGAAAAAUACAUUUCAAAGUAGUCCCAGGAAAGAGACCAGCUCAAUACUUCAUGAUAAUCAUAGUCACCAUGAACAUCAUGAUCAUGAUAAACAUGUUUUAUUUUGUGAAAAGUUAUGAUCAUAUUUGUGAGACAUUAUAAUCACAUUUCUAUGAUCAAAUUCAUGUUCAUUAUUUUUGUAUUCAAUGUUGAUUGUUGCAUCUUGUUAUGUUCAUUUAAAAGGUAGAUGCCACUGAGUGCAUUUUGCAGUAAGAUAUAACAUGUACCAUUGUGAAUUUUUUUUCCAUUUCUGUUCUUUUCUGAAGAAAAAAAAAUGUCUUAAAUCUCCCUUCGCUGGAAUAUUUCUUGGUUUUAUUAACUGAAGUUGUAUAAAGAUAGGAAUAUUACUAAAAGCUAUUUUUUUUAAUCUUGUCAACAAGAAUUUUUUUGAACUAAAGGUUUUAGCCACUUCAAUUCUCAUACUUAAUUCUUCCAUUAUCCAAUAUUAUCAGAUCUGCAUAUUAUAGAAGUACUUUUUUCAUAUUAAUUCGUCUUAAGAUAUGUUUUUAAAAAGAGACAUUUUCUCUUAGCAAAAUAAAUUCUGUACAAUAUUUAAUCCUGUACUCUUUUAAAACUGUUUUUGUAAGGGGAAAGAGGAAUAAAAAAGAGGUGCUUAACUGUCUGAAGGAAAAUAUAAACAACAAAAUAUCAGAAAUGUCUUUGAAACAGCUUGAAAAAGGCUUUAUCAUUAGCUCUGGUAAUUUCAACUGAUUAACCCUAGUUGGGGUUUAGAUUUGCCCUCAGCAAAGAUUUUGUUAAAAAGGAUUUACUGGUAUUUGAUAGUAAGUGACUAUCCUCCUACAAAAAACAAAGCAAACAUACAAAUACAAAAGAUAAGUCUGUUUUUACUUACACCAUUCAUGAUGUAUUAAUCAAUAGUGGAAGAUCCUUUAUAUAGAUAUUAUACAACAAGAUAGUAAAAUAUUUAAGUUAAAACAUUGAUUAUAUUAAAGAUCAAUCCUUGCAAUUGAAAUUCAUUUUAUGUAUAUUGAAGUUGAUUGAUUGGUUGUGUAAUUGUCCCAUUUCCUGUCAGGGGAGCUAACUCAUUGUGAUAUUAAAGAUGUAUAUUUUAUACAUGUUGUUACAGUUGUUAUAAAUCAUUGUUAUUUAUAUAUGUAUGUAAAUGUAUGUAGCUGCUGAGCCCUCUAGUUUUAUAUAUUCAUGGUCAGAUUAAUUUUUCACAAAUAAAUCCAAUAUUUAUAUAUAUAUGUAUAUAAUGUGCAAAGUGUUGAUAUAUUAUGUAUAUGUAUAGAAUAUUUAUUUUUAGAAACAUAAUAUCAAACUGUUUCUGUAACAGUCUCAAGGAAGUUUUAGUUGUUUUGUAUUUAUCAGUGGUAUUAUACUGAGGGAUGACACAAAACAGCUGUAAACAGUUGAUGUAUUUACCCAUUCAACAUUUUAAUGUAUUUUUUAAAUGAAAUUUCUAUGCAUUGUAAAUGGAUUUUAUUUUCAUUGUCUACUUUCGUAAAACAUAUUAUCUUUAUCAAUUGUUUUGUUCUAUUGAAUUUAAAAGAAGUUAUAUUCGUGUUCAUUAUAUCAUUUCUUGUGCAUCAAUUACUUUGAGAAAUCCAAAUUAAAUAGAAUUACUGUUUUAA